Messenger RNA from Orbicella faveolata, 1097 nucleotides. RefSeq names its product 2-Hydroxyacid oxidase 1-like. Gene Ontology annotation, molecular function: FMN binding; oxidoreductase activity. NCBI's taxonomy places the organism in Eukaryota, Metazoa, Cnidaria, Anthozoa, Scleractinia, Merulinidae. The record is from RefSeq and is a predicted model, not a curated record.
CAGUACAAAGGCUAGGGAGAGGCAAAAGAAAGCGCACGGCGAACGCUGGGAAGCUUUCCCAACCGGCAUCCCCUGCACUCUCACCUGGUCCCCUUUCUAACCCCCGGUCCAACCCCUCAAGGGAGCCACUGGGAAGGACAGAUUACUAAUGCUGUGAUGUUUGCUGUAAUGCAAGAUUAGAUAUUAAUAGGUCACCACAUCUUAGACUACUCGGCAGAGGUCUGAACGUUAAGAAAACUCGAAGUUAGUUUACAAUGUUCUGGGAUUUCACCAACCCAGUAAGUCACGAAACGCAAUAAUGAAAUUUUCCCAUCGUAAGCGGUCUAGCUUACGAAGAAACUUUCCAAAAUCGUUUUUUCGGGAGUUCCUUUAUUUUCGCGAAACAGGGGGUCGGAUUAAGCUCUAUAUUUGUAAGGAAACAAAGAAGAAAAUCAACUUGACAUGCAAGGUGCUAUAGCUAGGUACAAACGUGCAAGAGGAUUAGAGAGUAUUUUCCCCACGACACUUCGAGUUGAAUAGGUUAUAGGGAGGUAAAAGAAGUAAUAAUUUAGACGAGUUUUGACCGAUUUAUAAUUCUCUUUAGUUGGCCAUGUUUUCAGUUCUCUGAUGGUCCAUUUGAUUACUACAGGAUUAAACUGCGUCCACGCGUGCUACGAAACGUUUCCCAGCAAGACAUCUCUGUCACAGUCCUGGGUCAAAAGCUAAGCAUGCCAAUUUGUGUUUCACCUGUUUCUUUCCAAGCGAUGGCGCAUCCAGAUGGAGAACUUGCCACAGUCAGAGCGGUGAAAUCUGUGGGUACAGCUGUAGGCGUGAGUAUAUACUCCACAUAUAGCCUGGAACACCUCGCGCGAGACUCUCCAACCACGAUCAAGUUUAUGCAGAUCCAGCUGUACACGGAUCGCCAGUUUAUGGUGGACUUGUUAAAACGAGCCGAGAAAGCGGGAUAUCAGGCAAUUAUCUUAACAGUGGACGUCCCGGUCAAAGUCUUCGGGAGACAUAAAGACAGGGCGAAUUUUUCUGUUCCCAAGCAUUUGAAGGGAUUUGCUAAUUUCCCUAACAGCNCCAAUGGAAAGAUGAAUUUUCAUGGAGGGUCUUGA